Molecule: messenger RNA, 309 nt
Organism: Suillus bovinus
Lineage: Eukaryota; Fungi; Basidiomycota; Agaricomycetes; Boletales; Suillaceae
Exons: 1
Coding region: 1-309 (102 amino acids)
Source: RefSeq, a predicted model, not a curated record
AUGGCCCUUCGUACACAGCAUAUCCCGCUACGUCUCUACCUCAAUCGCAUUGGCAAAGCUCCAUCUCCUCAUUCUCCCCAUUGUUCAGGGAACGAGACAAUUACUCACUUCCUCAUAGACUGCUCUUUCUACCGCUGUGAACGUCAUGCACUCGUCGGCGCUAUGGGACGAAAAGCCACCUCCCUACCUAACCCUAUGUCUAUUCAGCACCUUGUCGGAUAUAUCAAUGUAAUGCCGAGACCUAGACAGGCGUUUGGUGAGAUUCUACUUCCUCGUAAAGCCCCCAGAAUGAUGCAGCCAGUCCCCUAG